Molecule: messenger RNA, 546 nt
Organism: Williopsis jadinii
Lineage: Eukaryota; Fungi; Ascomycota; Saccharomycetes; Phaffomycetales; Wickerhamomycetaceae
Exons: 1
Coding region: 115-504 (129 amino acids)
Source: RefSeq, a predicted model, not a curated record
GACUAAUAGUCCCUCCAUGUGUUGUUUUUCUGUAGGGUUCGGAAACUGUGUGGGAAUCAAUGGGAGGUUGGUUGGUACUUGAGCUAUGGUUAAUGGUUGUUAGUGUUCCGUCCGAUGUCACUGUUCUGUCCGAUGUCACUGUUCUGUCCGAUGUCACUGUUCUGUCCGAUGUCACUGUUCUGUCCGAUGUCACUGUUCAAUCUGGUGGCCUGUGUGAACCUGUUGUGUGUGGAUGUCUUAGAGCGAGUGUAUAGGAGCAAAUGCACAGGAGCAAUCAUCCAAGAGCAUUGGUGCUGCUCCACUUGCCGAGACAUCCCUAUGGCAAGCGUACGUAGCAUGUGUAGACCACGCGUCACACCUCGAGUCCUUGUAAUUAACGCAUAUGAGCAUAUGUUACACAUGUCACAUAUAAUCCCAGGGUCUAAUUAUAGCCCAGCACACAGGCAGACCACCCACGCUGCACCGGCUUGGUCCCAUGGCACCAUCAAAAGAAAAUCGCUUUAAGCCAUGAGUCAGUUGACGGCCAAACUAAACAAAACAACACAA